GCGCCGAAGGAAAAAGACGCGCGGCGGCAGAGGGAAGAAACCACCGUGGCCUUCGCCCUGAGAGGGAGACGGGGAGCGGUCAGGUCCAACGGCGCGCCGAGUGACCGGUUUUUUUGUUUCUGAGUAACUGGUGCCUUUAAAUAAAAACAUUGAACCGCAGCUGGGACGUCUAUGGUCCCGCUGGCACUGUGGUUUCAGUGUUAAAAGCCGCAACGGACAGACACUUCCGCGUUGGGACUCGAGAGACAGGCCAUCGGUAAUAACUCCCAUUUGCCGCCGGGCACUGGAAACAAACCAGCAUGGACACCGAGAUGCAGCCCAUUACGAGGAAUGGGAGCAAUGGGACCUCAUAUUCGUCUCAUGAACGGGUGACGGCGGGCAAUGGAGGCGGUGUGGCCUACACGACCUCAGAGGUGACAGAAAAAGACGGGUUGCUUGCCGAACAGGUUACCGGUAGUAACGGGGAGACGAUGCUCUCUGUCCAUGCGGCAGAAGCUCAAUGGAAUCCUCUAGAGAGUAAAUCUGCAUGCAGGAUAAAGAGAGAGCUGAAUCUGAUCGUUUUCUGGAGAGUCAGACUGUGGAUGCUCCUUUUCUUCAUUCUUCUCGUCGUCCCUGCCCUGAUAAUUGUUUCGCUGGCAUUGUGCUCAGCAGUCCACGAGGAUGCGGAUGAGAAGUUUGACCCGUCGUUGUUUAAAGUUCCUCGGUAUUUCAACGGGAGCUUCCAGCUGCCCCAUCUGGUCCUUACGGAGGAACUUCUCACCCCUUCUUCCAACGAAAGCCAAGCACUUACUGCCGACCUUCAGGAAAAGCUGGCUGACAUCUACAGGUCCUCCCCUGCUCUGGGACGAUACUUCUCCAAAGCUGAGAUCUAUGCUUUACGGAACGGUUCAGUCACGGCUGACUACCAGCUGACAUUUCUCAUGCCCGAGGAGCAGCAGGAGCAACUGAGAAACUUCACCCUGAGCAGGGAGAUGGUCUACAACGUGUUCAGACAGUUUCUAUAUGACCAGGAGCCAGACAACUCCGGGCCGCUGUUCAUUGAUCCCCUUUCACUAAACAUGUUUUGAAGACAGUGGUGGCAAACGCUCAAAAACAGACUGGAAAAAGGUUGCUUUGCCUUGCCUGUCAUUUAAGUGAGACACUCAGCAAACACUAAACCUCCUACAGUAACGCGGGUUGCGGUGGCACAUGAUGAAUCAGGCUUCUGUGUGACUUUCCUGUGAUUUGGAGAAAUUUUGCAUAUCAUGGGUCUUUAUCACGGGAAGCUACGUAGCCACAGUCCCACAGAUCUUGUGGGAAGAUCACAUUGUGUGUGUUCUGUUUAUUAGGCUCUGAAGACUGUUCUCAAUGAAAUCAAUCAACAAUACGGGACUUUUCAGGUAAAAUGGACCUCUGCCCACUAUCAUACUGAGUAGCUUAACUCCCAAGACAAUGCCAGCAUAUAUCAGGGCUUUGCUUAGUAUAUGAAAUACCGUUUUUUAUAUUGUAUUUGAAAUCAUAUUGUGUAUUACUAUGCCUUGUUUUACUGCAAGUCUUUUGAUUGUAAGAGUAUUGGUAUAAAUGUCAGUGUUUCAGUUAUUUAUAUUCAUUCCAUAUAUUUCAUUCAAGUGUAAUUUUAAGUGUUUUUUUUUAUUUUUAUUUUUUUUAUGGAAAUACAAGUGUUUAUAUUUGCAUAUCUGUGCCAUUAUUCUGCAUCACCAGACAAUGAUGCGCUGACCAAAACUGUGGAACGCUGUAAAAACAUUUGCCUAGAAAAGGGACAAACACUGUGGGAAGCUUAGCUUAAGAGAAUGACUGGAGCAGUCAUUUUGUAAGUGAAGUCUACACGUGUCUGCAUAGAACCAUAUGUUCUAUACACAAAGAAAUAAUACUUUGUGUAGUAUAUCACUAAAUGCAUCGAUUUUUUUUUUACAUAUCUCCCUGAGACAUACAGUUUAUAGGAGGGCCCAGUUUUACUCCUCGUGGUUGAACAGUAGAGGGAGUGUGUGUCCCGCAUGCAGCACUUACUGUUUUGUUUUUGUUAUAUUCCCUCACUUGCUUUCUCUGGCUCUAUCUGCAGAGAGCCAUCGAGAAAUCUACAUAGAUAUCUUCCUCUCAAGUAGAAUAAGCUGUAGGUCGUCGAAGUUGAAAGCGCUGGUGAUAUAUCACACAAAAUAUCAACUGGUGCAGUGCCAGUAUGUCGGAUGGCAGUCUCUUUCCCGGCAGUCAUCAUGUCAAGGCAUCUGUCCCUUAGGGAGAUCACAGCCGUGAUUAAUGUUUAUGCCAAAUAACGUGGUCCCAAACAGUUGUUCUUGUUGUCUUGUUCAGGAAAAGAGUCAAAGCUUGAGUCAACUAAGAUACUAAUUGCCACGUAGAGUUUUUUCUUAUCAGUUCAUUUUCAUGGUAAGAAAACAAAACAUCUGUUUAAGGUUGAUGUUAUGGUUUCGUUACAACAAUCAUGUAAGCUAAAUAAAGAAUAUUUUUUCAGAUACAGUGUUUAUCACUGCUGAAACUGUGCAGUUAAUGUGUAGCUCAAAUGUGAGUUAUUGCAGUCAUUCGGUUACACUAUAACCUCACAGUCAGCUGAUCCUUUUUUUUUUUUUUUUUGGACAACUGACUCAAUAAUCAUGAUACAAAGAUAUGGUGUGUAGGAGUAUGAGGUUGACAUGGAAAUGAUGAAUGAAUGGGAUUUUGGGGGUUUUGUAUAAAAAU
Molecule: messenger RNA, 2691 nt
Organism: Xiphias gladius (swordfish)
Lineage: Eukaryota; Metazoa; Chordata; Actinopteri; Istiophoriformes; Xiphiidae
Product: TPA-induced transmembrane protein
Exons: 7
Coding region: 300-1067 (255 amino acids)
Source: RefSeq, a predicted model, not a curated record